CGCAGGCGCGCUCCGAGGCUGGGCGCCCCUGGGGUCAUGGCUGCGGAGCCAAGCCGCCGGGUUUUGCGGCGUCUGCGGAUCCUCCUGUCGGCUCUGAAGCCCGGGAACCCGGUCCCCCGUGCCGGGCCUGCAGCCGCAUUCGGCACCUCCGUAACCUCUGCCAAAGUGGCUGUGAAUGGUGUCCAUUUGCAUUAUCAGCAGACUGGAGAGGGAGAGCAUGCAGUCCUGCUGCUUCCUGGAAUGUUGGGAAGUGGAGAGACUGAUUUUGGACCCCAGAUUAAGAACCUAAGUAAGAAGCUCUUCACAGUGGUUGCCUGGGAUCCUCGAGGGUAUGGGCACUCCAGACCCCCAGAUCGAGAUUUCCCAGUGGACGUUUUUGAAAGGGAUGCAAAAGAUGCUGUUGAUUUGAUGAAGAUGCUGAAGUUUAAGAAGGUGUCCCUGCUGGGCUGGAGUGAUGGCGGCAUUACAUCUCUUAUUGCAGCUGCAAAAUAUCCAUCGUUCAUCAGCAAGAUGGUGAUCUGGGGAGCCAAUGCCUACGUGACUGAUGAAGAUGAGAAGAUUUAUCAGGGUAUCCGAGAUGUUUCUAAAUGGAGUGAGAAAACAAGAAAACCUCUUGAAACCUUAUAUGGCUAUGACUACUUUGCCAAAACCUGUGAGAAGUGGGUGGAUGGCAUAAAACAAUUUAAACAUCUUCCAGAUGGGAAUAUCUGUGGGCACUUGCUGCCGCUUGUUCAGUGCCCCACCUUAAUCGUGCACGGAGAGAAGGAUCCGCUGGUCCCACGGUCCCACGCCGACUUCAUACACAAACACGUGAGAGGGUCGCGGUUGCAUCUGAUACGAGAAGGCAAGCACAACCUACAUCUACGUUUUGCAGAUGAAUUCAAUAAGUUAGUAGAAGACUUCUUACAGGAAAAAAGCCCCUGA
Odobenus rosmarus divergens (Pacific walrus) is the source of this 924-nucleotide messenger RNA. It is a transcript of the gene BPHL, whose product is annotated as biphenyl hydrolase-like (serine hydrolase). The record is from RefSeq and is a predicted model, not a curated record. Bases 37 to 924 code for a protein of 295 amino acids. NCBI's taxonomy places the organism in Eukaryota, Metazoa, Chordata, Mammalia, Carnivora, Odobenidae. The transcript is spliced from 7 exons.